AAAAAUCAGCUGAUCUGACCUAGCAACAAAACAUAGCUACUGACAUCUGCAAGGGAGGGGGGGCUAAAGAACAAAACAAUGACACUGCUCGGAACGAGUCAAAAACAGUAAGCCUUUAAAAGGAAUUUUACAAGGGAAUUUCGUGGAUAUUCCUCCCGUUGUAAAGUUUAACAACCCGUGUUUAUCAGCGGUUCUUUUACCCCGGCUAGUUUUUUACCUCUUCAGUUCAGUUGACAAACAGGGAGCUAGUUGCUUGUUUGGACGUGUAGCGUUAGCUUUUACUGCUUCUCUCUGGAGGAAAAGUUCACACACGUACUGCUAAACAAAGCUACUUUUAAGCCAAAUUCAUCACAUCGCAUUAUAGCAGUUAGCAUCUCUGCUCAUUUUUGUUUUGCUAUCUAGCUUGUCGUUAGCAUCAACAUUUACAUAUUUAUUCCUCUCACAAAAAGCUCCCGUUAUUCGUUUGGUACUGUCUGUACUCUCCUAUUAAUUUUUCCUUUAUUUAUCUAAGUUUUACAUUUAUCUAGUCAGAAAAUAAAGUUGUAAAAUCGAAAGAUAGUCAUAUAGUUUAAGGUAAAUGCCAACUUCAACAAGCUAGCUGUUAGUGUUUAUAUCUGUUAGCCCUGCUAUUAGCUGCACUGUCAUUUUCUGAAUAUUUAAAAUCUAAUUUAAAGUUUUUAUCACUUGUUAAAGGCAGUGCAGCUCAACCUACCACCAUGCAGAUGUCAUAAGCUUAUUUAUUAAUAGCAUUACAGUAUUAGUUUAUGUGCAUUUCACUUUAUCUUUAAAGCCAUUUUCUGUUUCUGUCAAACUUGUUGCAAUAAGUAAUAAUCAGAAUUAAAGGUUAUCUUUUAAUAAACAAUGAGUGGCCAUGGCUCAUCAUCUGAAAAGGGAGUCAAUACAAGCUUAAUAUGUCAGGAGAAUUAUUCCUGCAGCGGCUCUGAAGAGGCUGCAUUUGAGUGUGAUGACUGCAAAACUCUUCAGUGUGUCAGGUGUGAUCUGGAGCUCCACCGUCAGGAGCACCUAAGGAACCACGAUCGGGUCCCUGUUGGUCCUGGGCAUGUUCCUUACUGUGACAACUGCAAAGGAGGGAACGGGGAUAGCAGCAAACGCCACAGGUCUGUCGUUCGCUGCCAGAAUUGUAAACUGAAUCUGUGUCAAGACUGUCAGAAACGUACCCACAGUGGAAGUAGCAAGAAAAAACACCAGCUCGUAUCUUAUCCUCCAUCACCCAAACCUCCUGAAGGGAGCUCCAAAACGUCAACCAAAACACCGGUUCAGAGCCCAGAUGUGGCCGAGUCGACCGAGAGAACAAGGCUUCUGGAGAAGGUGUCCAGCUUUCUCCUUGUAGACGAGAAUGAAAAAAUGCAGAUAAAAGAUGAAGCCUCAUUCAUAAGGGCUCUUGGCUGCAGCCCCAAUCUACUGCUGAAGGUGGUCUCCAUCUUCGGUAACACAGGGGAGGGCAAAUCCCACACUCUGAACCACACCUUCUUCAUGGGCAGAGAAGUCUUCAAAACCUCCCCCACUCAGGAGUCCUGCACAGUGGGUGUAUGGGCAGCAUUUGACCCCAUCCAUAAGAUUGUGGUCAUCGAUACAGAGGGGCUGCUUGGUAACAGCUCCAAACAGGGUCAAAGAACUCGUUUACUUCUCAAGGUGCUCGCCAUUUCAGACCUCAUCAUUUACCGCACUCAUGCCGACCGCCUCCACGACGACCUUUUCAAGUUCCUCGGCGAUGCCUCUGAUGCUUAUCUGAGGCAUUUCACUAAGGAGCUAAAAGCCACAACGGCUCGCUGUGGCCUGGAUGUCCCGCUGUCCACCCUGGGCCCUGCUGUGGUCAUCUUCCAUGAAACUGUCCACACCAAGCUCCUGGGUUCAGAUAAAUCGUCGGACUCUGUGGAUCGGCUGCUGUUGGAGCGCUUUAGGAAGCUUUCCCGUUUUCCGGAAGCCUUCAGCUCCGUCCAAUAUUGGGGCACACAGACUCUCAGUCCUCCCACCGAUUUUCGGGGCUUGCAGAAUAAACUGGAUCAGCUCCUGGAUAACAAUGCCACCCGCUCGCCUCGUGCCCCAGGCGUCAUCUUCAAAGCCCUGCAGGCACUGAGUGAACGCUUUAAUGGAGAAAUCGCAGGUGAGGUUGCAACACAAAGCUGCUUCUUCCCUGAUGAGUACUUCACCUGUUCCAGCUUUUGCCUCAGUUGUGGAUCCGGAUGCAAAAAUAGUAUGAACCACUUGCAUGAAGGGUCGUACCAUGAGGCGAAGCAACGCUGCCGUUACUCUGCUCAGUAUGAUAAUCGCAUUUAUACGUGUAAGGCUUGUUAUGAAGGAGGGAAGGAAAUGAUAGUUGUCCCGAAGACGUCAGCUUCCUCAGACUCCCCAUGGAUGGGCCUGGCUAGAUACGCCUGGUCUGGGUAUGUUAUUGAAUGUCCAAACUGUGGAGUGAUCUACCGAAGCCGCCAGUACUGGUAUGGCAACCAGGACCCUGUGGAUACAGUCGUUCGCACUGAGAUCCAACAUGUUUGGCCAGGGUCUGACGGCUUUUUAAAGGACAACAACAAUGCUGCACAGCGGCUUCUCGAUGGCGUCAAUCUAGUGGCCCAGUCGGUAUCAGAGCUCAGCGUGAAACCUGCUAAGGCCGUCACCUCUUGGCUGACAGAUCAGAUCGCUCCAGCCUACUGGAAACCCAACUCCCUCAUCAUGAUGUGCCACAAGUGUCACACGGUCUUCCAGGAUAAUGACACCAAGCAUCACUGCCGUGCCUGCGGGGAGGGGUUCUGUGACGGCUGUUCGUCCAAAGCUGCGCCCGUCCCUGAGAGAGGCUGGGGUCUUGCCCCUGUCAGGGUGUGUGACGUCUGCUUUGAGCAGAGAGCUUCAUAUGCAGAAAUACUUGCGUCAGAGCUUGAGGAAGAAGAAGGCGGGACUCUGGCCAGAAAGGUUGGAGAAGCUGUCACCAACACCAUAGGAGUCGUGGCUACUGCCAUUGACAUCCCACUUGUCUAUAAGCAGGUGAAGCUGAAGUCAAAGUAGAGGUCUGUCUUAAAGCAAUGGGCAGCAGUGCAUCAUGGAGGGGUUGCCAUCACAGGGCAACACAGAAACACACGUACAAACAUCAAUGAACUGAUUGAAACAGUCCUGUUUUUGGACUGAAGAAGGAAGCAAAAAACUGAGAGAGAACCAAACAUUCACAAGGAGAACAUGCAGACUCCUGCAGAAAGACCCAGGAUUGGGAUUAAAAACCAGGACCUUUUUUGCAGCAAAGCACCAGGGCUACAGACUCUGCCCCCAUGCGGCCCAAACUGCAAACAGCUUACAGUAUGGUGAAGACUG
Molecule: messenger RNA, 3321 nt
Organism: Cyprinodon variegatus (sheepshead minnow)
Lineage: Eukaryota; Metazoa; Chordata; Actinopteri; Cyprinodontiformes; Cyprinodontidae
Product: zinc finger FYVE domain-containing protein 1-like
Exons: 11
Coding region: 862-3021 (719 amino acids)
Molecular function (GO): zinc ion binding
Source: RefSeq, a predicted model, not a curated record